This is a messenger RNA of Dipodomys ordii (Ord's kangaroo rat), 393 nucleotides long. It is a transcript of the gene Gphb5, whose product is annotated as glycoprotein hormone beta 5. Gene Ontology annotation, biological process: regulation of thyroid hormone receptor signaling pathway; G protein-coupled receptor signaling pathway. Gene Ontology annotation, cellular component: cytoplasm; extracellular region. The transcript is spliced from 2 exons. Lineage: Eukaryota; Metazoa; Chordata; Mammalia; Rodentia; Heteromyidae. Bases 1 to 393 code for a protein of 130 amino acids. Gene Ontology annotation, molecular function: hormone activity. The record is from RefSeq and is a predicted model, not a curated record.
AUGAAGCUCACCUGCCUUGUCCUUGGCUCCGGGGCCCUCCUCGUCCUGUGUGUCUGUGGCUCUGUCCUCAGCACCUCCAGCGAGAACCUGCGCACCUUUGUGGGCUGUGCUGUGAGGGAAUUUACUUUCCUCGCCAGGAAGCCGGGUUGCAGGGGACUUCGGAUCACCACCGAUGCCUGCUGGGGCCGCUGCAAGACCUGGGAGAAACCCAUCCUGCAGCCCCCCUACAUUGAAGCGCAUCAUCGAGUCUGCACCUACAAGGAGACCAGACAGGUGACUGUGCAGCUGCCUCACUGUACCCCUGGAGUGAACCCUUUCUACACCUACCCCGCGGCUGUCCGCUGUGAAUGUGGGGGCUGCUCCACGGCCACCACCGAAUGCGAGACCAUGUGA